UGCUCACGGCGGGGGGGGGGGGCACAGCGCGACCUGCCCGCGGCCAGGGCCCAGCCAGAGCACGGCCCGCGGGCCUCCUGCAGCACCGCGUGCGGCUCUCUGCAGGCCCGCGAGGAUUUGCUGUGCCCAGGAACCACCCUGUCGGAAUGGGCCGUGUUGCUGAAGGAUGCCCGCACAGCUUCUCCUGUGACAGAAGGACUUCGCUUGUGGCAUAUUCUGAUGGCUAUGGCAACCACAAGAAAUGUAAUGAGAGCUGUCAGAGUGUUUGAAUUUGGUGGCCCUGAAGUACUUAAACUCCAGGCAGAUGUUUUAAUUCCUGUCCCAAAAGAAAAUCAGGUAUUAAUUAAAGUCCAUGCCUGUGGGGUGAAUCCUGUUGAGACAUAUAUUCGUUCCGGGAAUUACGCUAGAAAACCAGCUUUACCUUACACUCCUGGCACAGAUGUUUCUGGUGUGAUUGAAAGUGUUGGGGAACAUGUGACAACGUUCAAGAAAGGAGACAAGGUUUUUAGCAUUGAUACGAUCUCUGGAGGUUAUGCAGAUUAUGCACUUGCUGCAGCUAAUCGAGUCUUUCCUUUGUCGGAUAAAUUGGACUUCAAACAAGGAGCAGCAAUUGGAAUACCCUACUUCACUGCUUAUCGUGCUCUUUUCCAAAAAGGCCAUGCUAAAGCAGGAGAAAGUGUUUUAGUGCAUGGUGCAAGUGGGGGUGUAGGAAUAGCAGCAUGUCAAAUUGCCAGAGCUUGCGGUUUAAAGGUUUUGGGUACGGCAGGAACUGAGGAAGGCAUGAAUAUUGUUCUGAGAAAUGGUGCUCACCAAGUAUUUAAUCACAGAGAAGCUAAUUACAUUGAUAAAAUAAAGGAAUACACGAAAAUGCAAGGAGUUGAUAUAAUAAUAGAAAUGCUCUCCAACAUCAAUCUUGCUACUGACUUGCAUCUGUUGUCCUAUGCAGGAAGGGUGAUGGUUGUGGGCUGUAGAGGUACCAUUGAGAUAAAUCCAAGAGACACUAUGAGUAAAGAAUCUAGCAUAAUAGGAGUUGGUCUGUUUCUUGCAACUGAGGAAGAAAGGCAUGAAUGUGCAACAGCACUUCUUGAUGGCAUAGAAGCUGGCUGGCUGAAACCGAUUGUAGGCUCCGAAUAUCCACUGGAGAAAGUGGUUAAGGCUCAUGAAGACAUUAUUCAUAGCAGUGGUGCUCGAGGAAAGAUGGUGCUCCUUCCAUAAAGUCUUCUUCCAUGUAUUUUCUAGCUGUUCUAACUGCACCUUUGCUUAUAUGAUUCAUUGAAUAUAUUUUAUAAAAUAUACUUUUGAUCAGGUUUGAAAGGAACGGUAAAUGCUAGCUUAGUAAUUAUAUUGAUUUAUUAAUUUGUUUUAUUUUUCUAAGAAAUGGACUUGAGCAUACUUUAAUUUUUGUAACUUUUUUGGCUGAUGUGGAAAUAAUAACUUUUCUCUGCUGGUGUGGCCUUCUGAUGGAAACCUAGUGAUAGGGAAACUAGUAUCUAAACUGGAAUUUGAGAUCAUCCUCUUUACAGGGAAGCUAUAAGUAGUGCAAAAUGAAGCCUGCUUUUUAAGCAGAUAGACAAAUAUAUGUAGCUUACUAUAUGCAUGUAACCAGGACUGUAAAUUCUUUAGCUAAUGUUUUAUUCAUCCUUUGUCACAGAAUUUACUUAGAAUCCAUUGUUAAAGUAUUAAGGUAAGAGACGGCCCCACAAUAUGUCUCUUUAAGCCUCUUCCUCAGAUCUUAACAUUUUGUUUUAAUGCUUAGGGGACCACUAUUGUAAGACCACACAGAUAAAGGGAAUGAAAAAAUGCAAGUGUUGUACAAACUCAAAGACAAUAAUAUGUGCUAGCAACUACCUGAAACAUAAGCUGAGCAGAGCACAUCAACAGCACCAAAUUCAGUUUAACUGGUUUAAACAGACUCAGCACAGUCCACAGAAAAGGAGCCACCUCUUCUUGGUGUGGACUCGGACUCUCCGUCAGCUGCCUGCACGCUGACAGCCCACCCAUUGGCAGGGACACCCCUGGUGGCAGCUGCCAGGGAGGGUGAGAUCCAGUGUGGCUCAAGCAUGGUGAGGACAUUUUGGGGAAACUGAUAUUGGAGGGGUGACUGAUGGGCAAGAGUGUUAAGUCAUGUACCUGUGUUAUUUGGAGUAAGGCCUUAAAGAAUUGAUUAAUUGGAA
Molecule: messenger RNA, 2174 nt
Organism: Anas platyrhynchos (mallard)
Lineage: Eukaryota; Metazoa; Chordata; Aves; Anseriformes; Anatidae
Gene: CRYZ
Product: crystallin zeta
Cellular component (GO): cytosol
Molecular function (GO): NADPH binding; zinc ion binding; quinone reductase (NADPH) activity
Source: RefSeq, a predicted model, not a curated record